Nelumbo nucifera (sacred lotus) is the source of this 534-nucleotide messenger RNA. Lineage: Eukaryota; Viridiplantae; Streptophyta; Magnoliopsida; Proteales; Nelumbonaceae. The record is from RefSeq and is a predicted model, not a curated record.
CAAUUUCUAGCUAGCUAUCUAAACUUAAUGAGCUAUUUCUAGUUCCUACAUCCGUCGGUUAUACGAGACAAUAAGGAUCUAUAUCUCAUCUCCUUCACUUGCAGACCAAAAAGAAGAGAUCUUUGGCUAUAAUCCUCCGGAAAAAAUCAUCGGAAUGGCGGAAACAAUCGAAAGUCCUACUGUUGCCACAAAGAGGUGUGCAGUUGUUACAGGAGCCAAUAAAGGGAUUGGACUGGAGAUCUGUCGACAGUUAGCAUCUAAAGGUGUACUGGUGGUGUUAACAGCUAGAGAUGAGAAGAAGGGUCUCCAGGCUGUUGAAAAUCUCAAAGCCACCGGACUCUGUAAUGUGAUUUUUCAUCAGCUAGAUGUGAUGGACCCCUCUAGUAUUGCUUCUCUGGGAGAUUUUGUCAAAUCCCAUUUUGGGAAGCUUGAUAUCUUGGUAACAUUAUUUUAUUGGAACCAACGCUUUACAACAUGAAUGUAUCUGUUUUUGUUUUCAAAGGCAAAGAUAAGAUGGUUUUGUUUCAAAUUAAA